CCCGCCUCUUUGGCCGGCUGGGGACGGAAACCCUAGAUGAUCCCUUUGAGCGGCUUUUGCCACAAUAUAUAAAUGCACAGAUUGAUAUCUUCUUUACGCCCUAUCUUCUUCUUCCCAGCUGUUGCCGCCGUCGCUCUUCGGCUUCUGUAUAUCUAAGAUUUGCUGGCGAACUCUUUCAUGCUCUCAUAGGGAAUAGAUGGCUCCUGCACAGCCGAAGACGGGUCUUUUUGUUGGGCUCAACAAAGGUCAUAUCGUCACCAAACGGGAGUUGCCGCCUCGUCCUUCAAGCAGGAAAGGGAAAACUAGCAAGAGGGUGCAUUUUGUGAGGAAUUUGAUACGGGAAGUUGCUGGGUUUGCACCUUAUGAGAAAAGGAUCACCGAGCUUCUGAAAGUUGGAAAGGAUAAGCGUGCAUUGAAAGUUGCUAAAAGAAAAUUAGGCACUCACAAAAGAGCUAAGAAGAAGAGAGAGGAGAUGGCUAAUGUUCUGAGAAAGAUGAGAUCUGCUGGCGUUUCUGAGAAGAAAAAGUGAGGAAUUCCUUCCACAUGCAGUUGGAGCCUAUGUGCUUGCAUUUAGAGAACUAAUUAUCAAUCUCUUUUGGCUUUUGCUAUGUUUGUUUUUGUUUUAUUCUGGUUUUAGGCACAUUUUUGAACUUACUGUUUGUUACUCUAUUUCCUAUCAAUCUUUCCUGGAUUGAUGAACAAGGAUGAACAAUUUGUCUAUUUUAUCAUUUCUAAUGUGGAAUGUUAGUCUUGGUUAAGCAACCUAAUAGAGGUAAUGAAGUUUUAUAUUUAGAUC
Messenger RNA from Dendrobium catenatum, 796 nucleotides. Its product is annotated as 60S ribosomal protein L36-3. Gene Ontology annotation, molecular function: structural constituent of ribosome. NCBI's taxonomy places the organism in Eukaryota, Viridiplantae, Streptophyta, Magnoliopsida, Asparagales, Orchidaceae. Gene Ontology annotation, cellular component: cytosolic large ribosomal subunit; ribosome. The coding region runs from base 197 to 529 and encodes 110 amino acids. The record is from RefSeq and is a predicted model, not a curated record. The transcript has 4 exons. Gene Ontology annotation, biological process: cytoplasmic translation.